Molecule: messenger RNA, 974 nt
Organism: Lottia gigantea (owl limpet)
Lineage: Eukaryota; Metazoa; Mollusca; Gastropoda; Lottiidae
Exons: 4
Coding region: 127-588 (153 amino acids)
Source: RefSeq, a predicted model, not a curated record
AAUUCUAAUCCAGUCUCCAACGUGUGCUUCUUAAAAAAAUAAUAACAACCAGAAUCAUAUAUUACAACGUUUUAUAGAGUAUUUAAGAAUGUGGAUUAUAAACUGAACAUUACAGAAAAAGCCAUAAUGACUGAAGAUAAAUAUAUACCUCGCAAUGAGAAUUUUGAAGAGAUCAAACUUAAAUCAAACAUAGAUAAGAAGCUUCCAGAUAAAGAAGACAAUUCUGUAGUUAUCAAUCAGCCAACGAGACCCAAGAAAUUAUCAAGGGUUACUCUGAACAUGCCAUUUGAUGAUGCUCAUUGUGAAAGAGAAUGGUCAACAGGAUUAUACGAUUGCGGUAAAGAUGAUAGACGAAAUUGUUGUUUUCAGUGUUGUUGUUGGCCAUAUCUAAGAUAUACCUUGGCCACUAGACUGGGUGAAACACCGUUUAUGGCCUUAUUACCAUGUACAGCUUUUGGUUUAAGAGUUAAAGUGAGAACCCUUUUCAGUUUGAAGGGAAAUUUAAUAAAAGAUUUUUUUGCUACAUUAUGCUGUGAACCUUGCUCAAUUUGUCAGAUGAGUCGUGAACUGGAUGAUAUAGGAAUGUAACUAUUAAUUCGAUUACCUGUGCUAAAGCCUAUACUGCUUCCUGGUUGGUUAGUCUACCACCAUCUGGUCAUAGUUGGUUGGUAGAUGAAAAGUUAUAACUCGCUACCAGUUAACUGUUAACCCAAACUAGUGCUUCUUGCUUGUCCGUUUCACAAUAAUAAUAGUACUAAAAUAGUACUGGAAACGGAUCACGGAAAAGUGGUAAAGAAGUAUUCAAGAAUGGGCCAGGAUUAUAUGGAGCUUUAUACAGAUUUUUUCAAAUUGCUUACGAUAUUUCUCCAUGCUCAUUCAGCAGACUUGGAGAAAAAAACAACCCAUUAAAUUCAUCAUUAUUGUCACACUGUAACCUAUUAUUUUUGUGUAGUAAUAAAUGUCGUGUAUCUGUU